Molecule: messenger RNA, 1665 nt
Organism: Trichoderma citrinoviride
Lineage: Eukaryota; Fungi; Ascomycota; Sordariomycetes; Hypocreales; Hypocreaceae
Exons: 4
Source: RefSeq, a predicted model, not a curated record
AUGGAUGAAGAAUGCAUCGACUCCAGCGAGCCCAUCUUUGAGCUGGCGAGCGAGUGCGAGCAGCUAUUCUCCCAACAAGUCUCGAGACUUAGGCAUGAAGCCGACGCAAAUGCAACCAAAGCCGUGGGAGAGUUCCAACAGCGGUUCUCAGCAUGGGCCGCCUUCUUAGGCGUCUUUGCCGUGCCAAAAAUGUGCCUUGACCGCAAACUACAACACCAUCUCACCGACUUCGAUCCAGCAUCACCGUCCAGGUCUCACCUUCGCAUCAGUGUGGAAAGUCUACGUGGAAUUCAGGGAGCAAUUGAGCGUCUCCAUCACCUCGGCGGGACCAUCCAGUUAUCGUCAGAAGCAAGUCAGGCUGUCAGAAUUAGUAAAUUCGCAUCUGGAUUUGACUCGUCCUCCUUCGCACAAUUUGCGCGUCUGGCUAUCAGUUCGCUCUAUCCGGACGCCAGCCCAUCCCUACUCGAACAUCUCGCUCGCGCAAUGACAGACAUGUAUCACGAGUUUCAUUAUCGGCGAUCUCGUCGGGCCAGACUGCGGGCUCGACCUCCCGUAGCCUUAUCUCCUAUAAACGAAGAGUCAGCUCCUUCCAACCAGCCAAGCUCAUGGAGAGUAGAUCCAGCGCCAGUGACAGCUUAUCCUCCCACAAUGGCCUUCCAUCGACAGCAGCCUCGACCGAUUGUUAGGUCACAUCUAGGCGCCAGAUCCCAUCAGUCAAGGGAUUCCAAGCCCACAUCUCUUGAUAGCCAAGAGUUCAGGCGGCGUUUUUCGCAGCAUCAGGACGGUUCGGUGAAGAGCAAGACGAGAUCCAUUCUCACCAAAUCAAUGGCUUACCCUCCACAAUCAGAAGACAACCUGGUCUGUGACUGGUGCUUUUCCCCUCUCUCAGAAGAUGAGUCCAAGGGGGAGAAUUGGAGGAAACAUCUGAAUGAAGACUUCAAGCCCUUUGUCUGCAUCUCUGAGAAAUGCAGCGAGUCUUUGAACAGAUUCGCAACUUCCAGAGCCUGGUUCAGACACAUGGUAGAAACGCACGGCCAACACUGGCAUCGCCAAGUUCAUCUGCCGGCCUGGUAUAUCUGCCCAUUAUGCAACACUCAAGAUUCGACCUAUACAAGAGCAUCAGAGCUUUCUGGGCACCUUUUGAAACUUCAUAGGGACGUUUUCACUGAGCAACAGAUUCAGAUCAUUGUUCACCAGAGUCGGCUCCGAGCCCCUCGCUCACAAGAUAUUUGUCCCCUGUGCUGCCUUUCUAUGAAUGAUGGGCAAGGAUCUGAUGAAGAUGAUCAUGACACCAACCAUGGUUCGACAGAGCGAACGGCACCAGAUGGUCAAGCUCCGUCGUUCCAAAAUCGACCUGCAUUACAUCUUGAGGCCAUCGCAAAGCAUGUCGCUUCACAUCUUCAAGGCAUUAUGCUUCUCACCCUGCGAGUGAUGGUCCUAGAGUUUGCCCCAGAGUCGUCAGCCGACGAUAAGGGUUUGUCUGGCAGCACCGACGGCGGCUUGUCUCGCCUCAGUUCGACGCGACAGCUGUCCCAGCACGAAGCCCAUGAAACAGAGGCGAGCAGUCCAUCGCAGAUACAAGAGCAUGCCGAUAUGGAUAUCGACGACCCAUUCCUGGAAGAGUCUAUCCCAGAUUGCGAGCAUGACGUUAAUUGGCAAGAUGUG